This is a messenger RNA of Punctularia strigosozonata HHB-11173 SS5, 1434 nucleotides long. RefSeq lists its product as uncharacterized. The record is from RefSeq and is a predicted model, not a curated record. The transcript has 3 exons. The coding region runs from base 1 to 1386 and encodes 461 amino acids. Gene Ontology annotation, molecular function: ATP binding; inositol-1,3,4,5,6-pentakisphosphate 2-kinase activity. Gene Ontology annotation, biological process: inositol phosphate biosynthetic process. NCBI's taxonomy places the organism in Eukaryota, Fungi, Basidiomycota, Agaricomycetes, Corticiales, Punctulariaceae. Gene Ontology annotation, cellular component: nucleus.
AUGGAAGAUCGACUUAUCAGCGAAACUUCUCCUGCGGACUGGAGUUACGUAGCCGAGGGCGGCGCUACGAUAGUCCUUGCUUAUAAUGGCCCGCCACAUCCAGAUUUCAAUGGGACCGUGCUCCGCGCACGUAAAGCACCUGUUCAGCCCGGUGACCGCGACUGCAAGCCGGAUAAUGGCCAGGAUCCCAAUCUAGACUCUGAGGAAGUAGAUGACCCUAUCGUCGUGUUCCAGAAGGAAGUCAUUCAGCGCUUGGUCCCUUCGGAUGCUUUGCCUUUGCUCCGGAAGAUCCGUGUUGAGCACGACUGGCUAACAGAGUUGGCUGCGCUUGUGGAGAAGGACAGGCCCAAGGUUCGCAGGCAGAAAGACAAAAUCGAUGUUACUCGAAGAAGAGCUGUGCUUGCCACGGACUUGGUCGGUGGAAAUGGAUGGGCAAUCGAAAUCAAACCGAAAUGGGGUUUCUUGCCUUCACCGCAUCACUUGUCUCCUCAAACACGCUCGGUCAAGACCCGUACCUGUCGCUUCUGCAUGCAUGCUCAUUUCAAGAUGAUACACGACGGCCACGAGCCUGCAGGGGACUUCUGCCCAUUGGACCUGUAUUCAGGCGAUAAAUUACGUGUCACUCGGGCCGUACUUGCACUUUGGGACGGAUGGGUCAACAGUAAAGGGUCAGCCAAUAAUCUUCGGGUCUUCGUCUCCGGAGAAACCAUCCAUCCCGACAACGAUGAUUCUAUAAACCGUCUUGCCGCAUUAAUCUUGCCUAAAGGGCAUGCUCUGGAUACGAUUAUUCUUCGCCAAAGGUUCGCCGCCUCUGUGGUAUCUGCCCUCAUGCAGUCAUCUGUCCUGCCCACGCUGUCGCGUCUGCAGCGCAAGCUAGACGUUCUGGAUAUCGAAGGCCUCGAAAAGCUAUGGGAAGCAGUUCAUGGCGAUGGUAUAUCCGAGACAGCUCUGUCGUUUUCAGCUGCAUCGGGUGAGCCGAGCCUCCAAGAAUGGCGGUCUUUCCUCGAGGAGUAUCUGGCAGGGCACGAGACCAUGGACCACGCGCACCCUGACCCUGCGAAACUCCGCUACUAUACCCUCGCGUACCUCCUCUCCAUGAGCUUCAAGGAUUGCUCCAUCAUUGUCCGGCCAGCAGAUGGGCAAAUCAAGGCGAGCGUGUCGGUGAUCGACCUGGACGCCAAAUCGGUCAAGAAGCUCUCUCAAUGGGCCAAACUAGAUCGGCAGAUUGUGACAACGUACGGGACAGUAGGCAACAAGAAAUUAUGCGCGGAUGCUCACCAUCAAGAGAUCAUGACCCCAAGUCGAUCUGGUGUCUUCCUCUGGACGGUUUCUUUGCUUACGUUGACUGUAUCGCGGCUUGCGGGGUCUCGACGGAAACCUACUUAGACUAUCUCACAGACUUUCUAUCACCACCGAUGGAUCCUGUAUAUUACC